Molecule: messenger RNA, 1985 nt
Organism: Ipomoea nil (Japanese morning glory)
Lineage: Eukaryota; Viridiplantae; Streptophyta; Magnoliopsida; Solanales; Convolvulaceae
Product: DNA-(apurinic or apyrimidinic site) lyase, chloroplastic-like
Exons: 12
Coding region: 268-1764 (498 amino acids)
Biological process (GO): base-excision repair
Cellular component (GO): nucleus
Molecular function (GO): phosphoric diester hydrolase activity; double-stranded DNA 3'-5' DNA exonuclease activity; DNA binding
Source: RefSeq, a predicted model, not a curated record
UCAACUAGAACUUACAAAAGCUUCGUUUCUCGCUCACAUUCCCUCGCUUUUGGCGCCUUCGACGGACUCAACCUCGCCGCUGCUCCUUCCACCGCCGGCCAGGGCUUCGGAUGAAUUAUAGGCAAUGGUACAAGUAUUGAAGAUAGGGUGCUGCUAUUCUCUCAGUGUCAGAAAGUUUUAAAGUUUAGCCAUUUUAGCUCUUGAUGUCACAGUAUUGCAGCUGUUUCAAAGAACCGGGGAAUUGAGCUUUCUGUAAAAUUGAGAGCAAUGGCGCCGAAAAGACGGCUUUCGAGCUCCUCUGCUGCUUCGGAACCGAGUGAAGUUCCUAGUGUUGGAUCAUCACGGCCUGGGAAAGCCACUGCCAAGACGGGUGCUGUUGAGAGUGGUGAAAGUGGUUUUGAAGUUAAUGUGGAUGAUAUUGAAAGUGUAGAGAAAAUGACUGUUCAACAACUCAGAUUAAAGCUUAGGAGUGCUGGAAUUCCUGCUAGAGGUUCCAAACAUGAGCUUGUCUCAGCCUUCAAGAGUUUCCUGAAUGACACAGAAAAUGGUAAUGGAUCCCUGUCAAUGGAAGAUCAGGUAUCUCCUGAAGUGAAGCUUUCAGGUAUUGCUGAAAACACUUCAAAGAGGAACACCAGAAGAGUCUCUCCUAAAGAUGUCCUAACUAUAAAUGUUGCUUCAGAAGUUUCUCAAAUUAAGAGAAGUAAGAAAAGAUUAGAGCAAGUUACUCUUGAGGAUGGAACUAUUGGGAUUAAAGAUGAGCAACUAAGAAAGGAUCAAGAACUCUUGGUGGAGUCCAAUGUAGUGGGAGGUAAGAGGAAGGUACAAGCUAAAAGAAAAGUCUUUUCUGAGAGUGUUAAUCUUUCUGCAAAUCAUGAUGAACCUUGGACAAUUUUUGCUCACAAGAAGCCGCAGGAUGGGUGGAUUGCAUACAAUCCCAAAACUAUGAGGCCACCUCCUCUUUCUGGCAGUAAUAAAGCAUUGAAGUUAAUGUCAUGGAAUGUAAAUGGCUUGAGAGGCUUGCUGAAGUUGGAGAGCCUAUGCAUAAAGAAACUUGCACAAAGAGAAGACUUUGAUCUUUUGUGCUUACAGGAGACUAAAUUGCAGGAAAAAGAUGUUAAGGUAAUUAAGGAGAGUCUUGUAGAUGGAUAUGAUAAUAGCUUUUGGACGUGCAGUGUCUCUAAGCUUGGGUAUUCCGGUACUGCUAUCAUUUCUCGGAUUAAACCACUUUCUGUAAAAUAUGGUCUGGGCAUCAUAGAUCACGAUUCAGAAGGGAGGCUUGUUACAGUGGAGUUUGAUGACUUUUAUCUAUUGUGUGUAUAUGUUCCAAAUUCUGGUGAUGGCCUAAGACGAUUGUCAUAUAGAAUCACACAGUGGGAUCCUUUUCUUGCCAAUUAUGUGAAAGAAUUAGAAAAGUCAAAACCUGUUAUUCUGACUGGUGAUCUGAAUUGUGCUCAUGAAGAGAUAGACAUCUACAAUCCUGCGGGAAACAAAAGAAGUGCAGGUUUUACAGAUGAAGAAAGGCAAUCAUUUGAAACGAACUUCUUAAACAGGGGAUUUGUAGACACAUUUAGGAAACAACAUCCCGGUGUUGUUGGGUAUACUUAUUGGGGAUACAGGCAUGGAGGACGUAAAACUAAUAAAGGAUGGAGGCUUGACUAUUUCCUCGUAUCAGAAUCCAUUGCAGACAAGGUCUAUGACUCAUACAUUGUCCCAGAUGUUGCUGGCAGUGAUCAUUGUCCAAUUGGACUUGUGCUAAAGCUUUAGAUGUGGUUGGGUUCUGGGAUUCUGCUCGUCAACUCGAACCCGGUUCUCAUUGAUAGUAUCACUCUUGAUGGACACAAAUCCAAAACGAUGUGGGAGGUCUUAUUACUUAUUAGAUGGAAGCAAAUGGGAGGCCAAGUUUGUGAACUCAAUAUAACAGUAGGAUAUUUAAUUUUGUUUGACAAAAUUAAUACUCAUAUUUUCUUUGUGUGUGUUAAUGUUAA